CGCCCUGGUUGAAGGCGGGCGGAGCAGAUCACGAAAGAUGGAGCAGCGGAGGGACAGAGGAGGUAGAGGAGCAGCUUUGUCACGUCUCCUCUCUGAAACAUCACGUCUACAGAUCAGGAGCUACGUUUUAUUCACGCGCAUUUAGCCGUGAGCUCGCCGCCRCUGACAGCCGCGCGGCGCCUCUCACUUUUCCCGUCUGUCCGUGAACGCAUCACCGGCUCUGCCUGUUUGUUUCAGUGGAUGGAGAGAGGGUCCUGUUGAAAAUAAAGGAAAUACUCAGAGAAACACCUUUAUCUGGGACUGCCAGGUCGCUCCUAUAGCCGAUAUGGAUGAAGACAAUCACGUUCCAGAUGAUCUGUCUCUGGAGGAGAGAGAUGAGCUGUCAAACAUCCGACGGAGGAAGAAGGAGCUGCUCGAUGACAUUGAGAGGUUAAAGUUUGAGAUUGCAGAAGUUAUGACAGAAAUAGAGCAACUGACGUGUGUCGGGGAAAGCAAAACCUCCCAGAGAAACAARCAGAUCGCUAUGGGGAGGAAGAAAUUCAACAUGGAUCCCAAAAAGGGAAUCCAGUUUCUGCUGGAGAACGACCUCCUGCAGCACACUCCUGAAGACAUUUCCCAGUUCCUCUACAAAGGCGAGGGCCUCAACAAGACAGUUAUUGGAGACUAUUUAGGCGAGCGGGAUGACUUCAACAUCAAGGUGCUUCAGGCUUUCGUGGAGCUGCACGAGUUUGCAGACCUGAACCUCGUCCAAGCGCUACGGCAGUUUCUGUGGAGCUUCAGACUUCCUGGUGAGGCCCAGAAGAUUGAUCGCAUGAUGGAGGCGUUUGCCUCGCGCUACUGCCAGUGCAACCCUGGAGUGUUCCAGUCGACAGAUACAUGCUAUGUUUUGUCCUUCGCGAUCAUCAUGCUGAACACCAGUCUACACAACCCUAACGUCAGAGACAAACCCCCCGUCGAGCGCUUUAUCUCCAUGAACAGGGGCAUCAACGGAGGAGGUGAUCUGCCAGAGGAGCUUCUCAGGAACCUUUACGACAGCAUCAAAAAUGAGCCCUUCAAAAUCCCGGAGGACGACGGCAAUGAUCUGACACACACGUUUUUCAACCCCGACAGAGAGGGCUGGCUCUUAAAGCUUGGCGGCCGAGUGAAAACGUGGAAAAGAAGGUGGUUUAUUCUGACUGACAACUGCCUGUAUUACUUCGAGUACACCACA
Molecule: messenger RNA, 1210 nt
Organism: Austrofundulus limnaeus
Lineage: Eukaryota; Metazoa; Chordata; Actinopteri; Cyprinodontiformes; Rivulidae
Product: cytohesin-3
Biological process (GO): regulation of ARF protein signal transduction
Molecular function (GO): guanyl-nucleotide exchange factor activity
Source: RefSeq, a predicted model, not a curated record